CUAAGUUGCUUUCAGACUUGGAGUCAAGUAAAGCGAGAGAAACAGACUUCAGGAGGCAUGGCUGAUGGAAAGAGAAACAAAAAACCAUUAAAGCAUAUUGAGACAACGCUAAAGGAAGUGUUCAACGUUGGUUUGGAUAAAUUUCUGGAAAAGAAUAUAGAGAAGUUGAAGGAAGAUGACAAAAAGGAAUUUAGUGAAGCUCAAGCUGAAGGAGACAUUGAAAAGAAAGCUAAGAUGCUGGGAAAAUAUUUGUUUUGGCAAAACUUAACUGAAAACGUGCUUAAAGUUGAUGACCUGGAUGUCAAGGAUGUGAAGCCACAUUCUUCUGGUGCUUCAAAAUAUCAGGAAUUGCCAGAUAAGCCUAUCAACACACUCAAGAUUUGUCCUCCUGAACAUUUCAGAAGACAAAAGGAGAAUGAAGAAAAGAUAUACCCAGUGAAUAAGGAAGGUUGUAAGCGGUUCGCCCUCAUCAUCUGUAACAUCGAAUUUAAAAAGUAUACUGAGAGGAAUGGGGCUGAGGUAGACAUUAAAGGGAUGGAAGACCUUCUGACAGAUCUAGGAUACAUUGUGGAUGUCCGAAGGAACCUCACAUCUUUGGAAAUGGAGUCAGAACUGAGGAAAUUUGCCCUCCUAGAACACGCAUCAUCUGAUAGCACUUUUGUUGUGUUGAUGUCUCAUGGUAUUCUGGAUGCUAUUUGUGGGAAAAAUCAUGAGAAGGAGAAACCCGAUGUGCUUCCUUAUGACACCAUAUUCAGCAUUCUAAACACCAAGAAUUGUCCAAAUCUGAAAGAUAAACCCAAGGUUAUCAUAAUCCAGGCUUGUCGUGGGGCGCAAAGCGGGAAAGUGUUGAUGAGUGACUCCCCAGAAAUCUCUAAGGAAAGUGAAAAUAAUCCAGAAUUGUUUGAGGAAGAUGCGCUCUUUGAGACCCAUAUAGAAAAAGACUUCAUUUCUUUCUUCUCUUCAACUCCAAAUACUGUUUCUUGGAGAGAUCGUGAACAAGGUUCCCUCUUCAUUGUAAAACUCAUCGAUCAUAUGCGAAAGCAUUCUAGGUGUUGCCACAUAGUAGAAAUCUUCCAAAAGGUUCAGAGAGCAUUUGAUAGCGCACAUGUUAAGCACCAGAUGCCCACCAUUGAAAGGAUGACCCUGACAAAAAAUUUCUACCUCUUUCCAAGUAAUUAAACCUAGAAAAUCCAAGUAACUGGGACCUUGCAAAUCCAUUUAUUUCUGAAGAACAUUUUCUUAUGCAACUGAGAAAAGGGAAGAAAAGGAUUUAUUGGAAAUAUGUAUAUAUGUUUGCAUAUAUAUAUAUGUGUGUGGUUAUAAAUAUAGUAUCUGAUAAAUGUCUCAUAUCCAAGGUAUAUAUAAAUAAAAGAAAAAUAUAUGAGACCAAGAAAUCAUUCCCCUAUGGAUAAUGGUUAAGUAAUAUGAGCAAGCUGUUCCUCGAAAAGAAACUUAAACUAUCCAAAGACACAAGAAAAAUUAUUCAAAUCACCAAUAUAAUAAAUACAAAACAAAAAACCUUGUGA
Molecule: messenger RNA, 1526 nt
Organism: Gracilinanus agilis (Agile Gracile Mouse Opossum)
Lineage: Eukaryota; Metazoa; Chordata; Mammalia; Didelphimorphia; Didelphidae
Product: caspase-13-like
Exons: 9
Coding region: 58-1179 (373 amino acids)
Biological process (GO): proteolysis
Molecular function (GO): cysteine-type endopeptidase activity
Source: RefSeq, a predicted model, not a curated record